Lindgomyces ingoldianus is the source of this 1509-nucleotide messenger RNA. RefSeq lists its product as uncharacterized. Gene Ontology annotation, biological process: regulation of transcription by RNA polymerase II. Gene Ontology annotation, molecular function: DNA-binding transcription factor activity, RNA polymerase II-specific; RNA polymerase II cis-regulatory region sequence-specific DNA binding. Bases 1 to 1509 code for a protein of 502 amino acids. The record is from RefSeq and is a predicted model, not a curated record. Lineage: Eukaryota; Fungi; Ascomycota; Dothideomycetes; Pleosporales; Lindgomycetaceae. The transcript has 3 exons.
AUGUCCUCCCCAAAGGACUCCAAGAAGUCCAUUCCUCCCGUGACUAAGGCUGAAGAAUCCAACAUCGAAGACUCUAAACAAUCUGACAAUCAGCCAGCAAAUCCCAAUACCGCUUCCCAACCUCUCGCCCCUCCUCCACGCCCCAACGCGUCGAACGAUACGCCCGAUUACUUUAAUACCGUCCACAACCCGUUCUCGCUCGAGCCAAAUGUCUUCGAACAGUCCUUUGGGAACCCGUCACUAGAGACACCGGGAGGGCGCACUGUUCUUCCACCUGUUGCCAACAUCACUUCUCCGUCGCCAUUGCCAGGUAUUACUCCUGGGUGGCAGUCAUUACGGUCUGGCCCAUUGAGUCCUGCAAUGCUCACUGGCCCUACAGGUCAGAGUGACUAUUUCAGUGAGUCAUUCCGCGGAUUUCCCACGCCAAACGAGUCGUCCCUCCGCACGGGUCUCACGCCUGGAGGAGGGGGUUCUAUGUUCCCAGUGCCUAGUCCGAAUACGCAAGCCAUAUUCAACCUCCAAAGCGGUGGUGUCACCCCAAGUACUGCCGACUUCCAGCAAUCAGCUCUGCGCGCAGCCGCACAGGCUAACCAAAACAAGCUGCCAACAACUAGCGCGCCCACCUCCCAACCCGAAGCAGCACCAGCCGGAAUGGAUCGCCAGAACUACCAACAGCAGCAGCAAAAAGGCCAGCAUGACCCCUAUGCUAACCAUGGCCAUGAUGUGAGCAAUGCUGCCAACGAUCUACUCUCUUUCGCUACCCAGAACGGUACUCGUAAUGGCGUCCAACCAUUCGCCAUGCCCAAUCAACCUCAGCAGCAAGUGAACAGCAUGGGUCAUAUGCCCGUUCAGCCCGUUGCACAAGAAAAUGGACGACGCAACACGAAAGGCUCAAUAUCCCAUAGCAUCUCGGGCUCCGCUGACACUGGCGACUUCUCUGAUAGUGGCCAUAGCGAGCAAGCAAAGACGACGCGCUCACGUGCGUCGAAGAAGGGAUCUGCUAAUGGCAAACAAGCUGGUGGUAAGCGAAAAGCGACCGAGGAUACUUCGAAGGGAGGGAACAAGAAGGCUAAAUCUAAUGGCACUCUCGAUGAGAUGGAAGAAGACUCGGAUGAGGGGACUAGCCCUAAAGGUGAGGGUGAGGGAGGUAAGAAGAUGACUGAUGAGGAGAAGCGAAAGAACUUCCUUGAGCGAAAUAGGGUUGCUGCCCUCAAGUGUCGCCAGCGGAAGAAACAGUGGCUUACGAAUCUCCAAGCUAAGGUCGAAAUUUACAGCACUGAGAAUGACGCCCUCACGGCGACAGUCGGCCAACUUCGCGAAGAAGUCGUGAAUUUAAAGACUCUGCUUCUGGCUCACAAAGACUGCCCAGUCUCCCACGCCCAGGGACUUGCCGGCAUGAACAUGAAUACCUUCCUGGGUGGCGAGCUCGGGAACCAUCAAAACCCAUACGGCAUCGCUCAGAUGCAACCUGGUAUGGGCAUGGGAGUACCGCAACAAGGUCCCCGGUAA